Messenger RNA from Solea solea (common sole), 1019 nucleotides. It is a transcript of the gene gpx8, whose product is annotated as glutathione peroxidase 8 (putative). NCBI's taxonomy places the organism in Eukaryota, Metazoa, Chordata, Actinopteri, Pleuronectiformes, Soleidae. The record is from RefSeq and is a predicted model, not a curated record. Bases 74 to 706 code for a protein of 210 amino acids. The transcript has 3 exons. Gene Ontology annotation, molecular function: glutathione peroxidase activity. Gene Ontology annotation, biological process: response to oxidative stress.
AGAAUCCGGGCAGGAUCAGGAUCGACCCUCCUGACACUCACACCGAGCACGGUCUGUUCUUCCCCCCUCCAAGAUGGAGGCGUUAGGGGGCUACCCUACCAGGUCCUCCAGCCCCAAAGCCAAGAGGCUGACGGUGCUGCUGAGCAUGACCGUGGGUGUGGGCUGUUUGUUCCUCCUGCAAACGCAGCUGGUGAAGCCGAAGAAGUCCAAGGAUUUUUACUCUUUCGAGGUGAAAGACGCGAAGGGGAGGACAGUUUCCUUGGAGAAGUACCGAGGAAAAGCGUCUUUGGUUGUAAACGUGGCGAGUCACAGCGAGCAGACGGAGGCGAACUACAGGUCCUUACAGGAGCUACACCGGGAUCUGGGCACCUCUCACUUCAACGUGCUGGCCUUUCCCUGCGGACAGUUCGGGGACACCGAGCCCGGGACCAGCCGGGACAUCGAGGUCUUCGCCAAGUCCACCUACGGCGUCACCUUCCCUUUCUUCAGCAAGAUUAAAAUAAUGGGCUCAGAGGCGGAACCUGCCUUCAAGUUCCUCACAGAUUCUGUGCAGAAAAUCCCAAAGUGGAACUUCUGGAAGUUUCUGGUAAAUCCAGAGGGGAAGGUCGUGCGCUACUGGCGAGCCGAUGAGCCCAUGGAAAGCAUCCGGCAAGAAGUGACGGUGAUGGUGCGAGAAAUCAUCCUGAAGAAACGCAUGGAGCUAUGACGGAGCCUAUCGAUCAAUAAGCGGACACGCUGCUGCUCUGUUGUCUCGGUGUUUCCUGUGUUUGGACAGGAACACAAAGUGGUGGAAGAUACAAACUGUUAAAGCGAGCAUGGUCGGCGCUGUGUCUUACUCUAGACACGUAAAAGAUUUUGAAAAAGAUCCACUAGCUUUAGACUCAAAGGAAUGAAAGUCAUGUAAACUUGUCUGAAUGAGUGUCUGUGUGUAACAGAGAUCAACCUGUGGUGACCGAUGACAAUCAUUCCAUUUUUUUUAAAUGACCACUGCUGCAGCCCUCAAAAAAAUGUUGGAUUUA